AUGGAGAUGAGCUUAGACAUAUUACCCAAUGCGGACGACAAUCGAGCUAGAGAUCUGGAAGUCAUACACCUCAACAGGAUGAGCUCAAAUAUAUCAUCCAGUGCAGACCAGAACAAAGCUCGUGGUGUGCAGCAAACGCCUCGAGAUGCCCUUAACAACAAAAUAGAUGAGCUGGAGCAAAGGCUAGCUGCCCUGACCGCCGACAUUUCUCCUUCAAAGGUCAUCCAAUGCCAGCUUCAGAACCGCAGAAGAGCAGACGUCACCCACACCACUCUCCCAAAAUGCUCUGGGAAAGCACGCAAUUCCACAGCGCCGACUUCGCAGGUCCCUUCAGCCUCUUCCUCCAGACGCGAAGGUCGAGCGCCGACAACGACUCGUCCGUCGGCCUCUUCUUCCAGGCGCUCUUCGUUCAGGGUCAAUCAGCCAGCUAGCACUCAGACUAGUCGACCUGCUCGACUUAACCGAAGGAACAACACUACUUGGCCUCCUCCUACAGUCCUUCGUGACGGGAAACAGGCUCUCCAGUCUCUCCGAGCAUUCUCAGACCUCCGCGAUGACGUUUACUCUGCCAUGCAAGCCGAAGAGCCCUACCUACCCUUCCGCGUCCCACAACAGCAGACACAACGGCCGCCCUCAUCGGUCUCGACAGCAAAUGAUGUGGGCACGGGAAGCUCGCAGGACCGUCACGAAUACUCAAAUCACGUCCCAGCCGCCAACAUCGACUGGACUUCGGCAUCCACCCGCCGCCGCGAGUACGAGAAGAUCGACCAAGCACGCAGCGGCUUGCGCGGCUUCAUACGACGCGUCACCCCGCGUAUCUUGCGGCGGAAGACUGGUCGAGUCGGCUUUCAUGAUGAUGGCAAAGGUAGCGAUGCGGGGACGGUGAGGCGGUUCAGGAUGGAUGUGGCGGAUGGGGAUAGUGCUGUUGACGAAAGUGCAAAGAGCCACUGGUGGAAGUUCGGCAAGAAGAAGAAGGCGAAAGGGAAGGGCACGUCGUCAUCCACAGAGCUAUGA
This is a messenger RNA of Letharia columbiana, 1014 nucleotides long. RefSeq lists its product as uncharacterized. The transcript has 3 exons. The record is from RefSeq and is a predicted model, not a curated record. NCBI's taxonomy places the organism in Eukaryota, Fungi, Ascomycota, Lecanoromycetes, Lecanorales, Parmeliaceae. Bases 1 to 1014 code for a protein of 337 amino acids.